Boleophthalmus pectinirostris (great blue-spotted mudskipper) is the source of this 674-nucleotide messenger RNA. RefSeq names its product glucagon-1-like. Bases 141 to 674 code for a protein of 177 amino acids. Gene Ontology annotation, biological process: response to starvation. The record is from RefSeq and is a predicted model, not a curated record. The transcript is spliced from 6 exons. Gene Ontology annotation, cellular component: extracellular region. Gene Ontology annotation, molecular function: hormone activity; glucagon receptor binding. Lineage: Eukaryota; Metazoa; Chordata; Actinopteri; Gobiiformes; Gobiidae.
AUCUAAUGCCCUGAGAGGUAACAGGUGGGACCCCCCCCUCCCUUCACACUAUUUAAAAGACUGCAUUAACCACGAAUGGCUAGAAACGGACAGCAGCGUCAAGCAGAGGAUCCACUAAGGUUUGCCAUCAACAGGUCACAAUGAAAAGCAGCUAUCUCCUCAGUGGUAUCCUCCUCGCCCUGUGUUUAGUCCAGAGAAGCUGGCAAGCCGCUCUACAAGAACCUGACAACGCCAUGAGUUUUGAAGCAGAGGAGACUUUGGAGGAGGAGCCCAGAGAGGUGUCCAACUUGAAGAGACAUUCAGAGGGGACAUUUUCCAAUGACUACAGCAAAUACCUGGAGGAUAGAAAGGCCCAGGACUUUGUGAGAUGGCUAAUGAACAACAAGCGCAGCAGUCUUGCAGAGAAGAGGCACGCAGAUGGGACCUUCACCAGUGACGUCAGCUCCUACCUCAAGGAUCAGGCCAUAAAGGACUUCGUAGCCAGACUCAAGUCGGGACAGAUCCGAAGAGAAUCUGAAGGGGGCAGUAGCGAGCUCAGCAGGAGGCACGUGGACGGCAGUUUCACCAGCGACGUAAACAAGGUACUGGACUCCAUGGCAGCCAAGGAGUACCUGUACUGGGUCAUGACAUCCAAGCCUUCAGGCGAGAGCAAGAAGAGCCAAGAGGACCAAUGA